Molecule: messenger RNA, 1010 nt
Organism: Mytilus trossulus (common blue mussel)
Lineage: Eukaryota; Metazoa; Mollusca; Bivalvia; Mytilida; Mytilidae
Exons: 3
Coding region: 12-752 (246 amino acids)
Source: RefSeq, a predicted model, not a curated record
GCAGUAUACCAAUGAAUUCCACGAUUAGAACUGAAAAUCAAACAACCAGACAACCAAUUACUCACACCUCCAAUAAUCAGCAUAGACAUUACGAUACGUCAAAGCAGAUUGUCAAUAGUCGUGAAUCAGGGACAACACUAAUGAACAUUGCGACGUCAGGAACAUUGGAAAAGUUAGUGAAGAAACCUUCGUAUACUGUUUUAAUAUUGGUUUUGACAAUUGUUGCAGUUGCAAUUAUUUCUUGUGGAGUAGUGCUGGCCAUUUGUCGAGUAAGACGCCAAGGACCAUUUAAGCGUAAGGAACCUGAAACAGGUUCGCAAAUGAGAGAAAUGCACGAUCCAAACUACCAUGACUUUGGUAUUGCUUUUCAUAAUGCAUCCAGUAUGUCGAAUAGUAAUACGGCAUAUAAUACAAAUAAUGAUGGACGCAAUGUACUUUCAGGUCAGACUUCUGAUAACAUGCAAAGCGGCACAGCGUCAAAUAAUGAGUACAGUGUCGUUGUGAGAGAUAAAAAAUCAAGUCUGCGUGCUAACGAUGAUAAUCUUGACCAAAAAGAGGAAAAUUCUUCUGACAUAAUGGACAACGAAUAUGAUAGGCUUAAUCAAAUUCGAAUUCCUAAUAAUAACUAUAAUUCCAAAAAUAUCUAUGAUAGUUCUUCCGGAUUAAGAGAUGAAUGCGAUCCAACAUACAACAUAAGUUCUCAAAUAUUUGGUAGAAAUAAGGAUGACAACACAGUAUACGAUCAUGCUUAAACCUUGGCAAGCGUGCCUUUAAACAAUAAACUAUUUUUACAUAGUAGAGGGAUAUAUUUAUAAUCUAAGCUAUGUAUAAUAGCUUCGCAUCCGUAAACUGGAAUUGUUUGCACCAUAAAAAUCAGUAGCACCUGUAACGUAUGAAUUAUAAUUUCAGUUAAUAUAUUGUACGUAUAUAAGUUUCAGACGUAUUCUUCGACUUUUUUUUUCUAUAUAUUUGUAUUCUAAAUUAAUUUUGUUUUAGGGGAGUGGAGGGGU